UAUACUUCGUGCUUUACAGAUUGUCAACAGCUGAUAAGCUUAAUACACCCACUGUUAUUAUGACUGCCGUUUCUAAACACUGACGAAAUAAAAUAUAUAAUGUGCACCUCAAAUGAGAUAAAUCAGUUUAAUAUUUUAUUAUCUUAAUUUUGCUACUUAAUAAUAAGAUAUGUCAUAAUGACACCAAUCAAGGAUAAUCAAGAUGUGGCUUGUUUUCUUGUCACCAAGCACUCAUGGAAGGGAAAGUAUAAACGAAUUUUUUCAAUCGGAUCUAUGGGAAUUACCACAUAUAAUCCUAAUAAUCUGGAAGUUACUAAUAAAUGGGAAUAUGCAGAUUUCGUUAGUAUUCAACCUACAAAUCGCAAUCAAGUUGGUUCUUUGGAAUUCAGUAUUACAAUCCGCAAAGAUCGUAAAGUUGAAACAAUGAAAUUCAGCUCGGAUCAUAGAUCGCAUUUGUUAACUGAAGCUCUAAAGUAUAGAUUUCAGUUUUUUGAGAAACCUAAAGAAGUAUGGAAAUUUUCAGCCUACAAGCAUCAUUGGUCGGACACAAGAUUGCCAGUAGUUUUAGAAGUUACUUCUUUCAGUCUCGACCAAUUGGAUCCUGCAACAAAUAUGAUUUUGGCAAGUUACUGCUACAAAGAUUUUGAAGGAUUGGCUUCCGUGAAAGAUUAUCCAAAUGGUUUCGUAAUAGUUUAUGGUGGCUUUGGCCGCUUACAUUUAUUCGCAUCGGAACAUAUGGAAGAGAUUAAGAAAAAGUUACUAGAAAGCUCAUCGAACAAUUUGGGUAUUAGCAUAAAAGUCUUAAAAGAGCCGAUUCAGUUGGACGAUUUUGUCUCUCAAAGAUUUGGCAAGUUCAGUGGAGACGAACAUAUAACAAGUGUCUCUGAAUUUACUGUACAUAAAAAUUCCCCACGGCAUUUAGAUCCCCAAAGAAGGACACUUUGUUUAUCGGACACGUGUGUUUUAGAGAGAGAUCCACAAACUUAUAGUAUAUGUACAUUGAGACCAUUAUCAGACGUUUUUGCUCUAAUUCGCGAUCAGAUGAAUCCUCAAUUAUUUUCAAUUCAAUAUGUGAAUGGCCAGAUUCGUAGUUAUAUAGCAACCGACAGAGAUUCCUUACUGGCAUCUUUACUUGAUGGCGUUCGAGCAUCAGGCAAUAGAGACGUUCACAUUAGAAUGUUUUCCAUUGCUCGUGGAAAGAGAUUAGGACCUUUUAAUAUUCCAGUGGAGGAGGAAGUGGAAAACAAUCACGUCAAGUUCCUUCAACAAUUACCAGGUGGCAAAAGUUUUGCUGAAGUCUUAGAAAGGUUUAACGCAAACAUUCCCUACAGUGGCCUUCGAUUCAUAACGCAAGAGGGAGGACUUUUUACGGAGAACAAAGAUAAAUUAAUUCUCAGUGCACUGAAUUCCUUGGUUAACAAAGAAGUGGAAACUACUUAUGAGAUGGAAGCACAAUUUCACGCCAUCAGGCGAUUGAUAGCAAGUAAAGUUGGAUUUGCAGCUUUUACAAGUAUGCCGGGUUUCAGAGAAGCGAUUGGUGGCAGAGUGGUAAAAGCUUUAAAAAGACAGGAUUGGGGAGUGACACAAGCAGCAAUCGACUGUAUAUGUGCUCUGAUGCAACCUAUGCAUGAUGAUUGUGAUUUACGACAAGAACAGUUGAAUAAGAGUAGCCUUUUAAGUAAUAACAAAUUUUUGGAAAGUCUUUUGGAUAUGUGGCUUAGUCACAUUAAUCACGGAACUGGUGCUCUCGUAGUUUCCGCUAUGCUUGAUCUUUUGACUUUUGCGUUGUGCAUUCCGUACAGCGAAACUACUGAUGGCAAGCAUUUUGAUAAUCUUUUGGAAAUGGUAGCGUCAAGCGGUAGAUCGUUAUUUAAAUUAUUUCAGCAUCCUUCUUUGGCUAUUGUCAAAGGGGCAGGUUUAAUUAUGAGAGCAAUUAUUGAAGAAGGACCUCAAGAGAUGGCAGCGAAAAUGCAAGAAUUAGCUCUUGCUGAAGGAGCUUUACCGAGACAUCUUUUAAAUAGUUUAUUCACUGUUGGAAGUGACAGUCGAUUAUUAGCUCACAGACAACUUUGCAGGCAUUUAGUGGGUUUAUGGAUCACUGGACAUCCAGUAGCAAUGGGCUUACUCAAAAGAAUCAUGCCUAUUGGAUUACUGAGUUACCUUGACUCUGAAGAAAAAGUUCCCGAUUCUUUUUUAGAGGAAGAAAGAUUGAAUAAUCGUGACAAUUUAAAAAUUGCCAUUGAUCAUGCGGCGAAAAACAUGAAAAGUCCUCAGUGGAUAGCGUUUGAACGGCGAGUGCGUGUUUUUGAGAAACAAGUGGAAAAUGUUUUUCAACAUUGGGGCACUCGCAUUGGUUUUGAGCGUAAAGAAAAAAUAAAGGAGAGACCAAUUGUUUUGAGAAAACGAAGAGAAAGAAUAAAAUCCGAAGCCAACUGGAAAUUGUUUUAUUAUAAAUUCAAUCAAGAUCACGCAUUGCCGAAUCUCAUUUGGAAUCAUAAAACAAGAGAAGAAUUGAGAACAUCAUUAGAAAACGAAAUCCGAGCAUUUUCAACCGAUAAAGAUUUGUCUGGUGGGAUGUUAAUUGCUUGGAAUCAUCGGGAAUUCGAAGUGCAAUACCAGUGUUUGUCGGAUGAAGUGAAAAUUGGAGAUUAUUAUUUACGAUUAUUGUUGGAGAAGGAUAGUCCCGAUAAUCCAAUUAGAAAAUCGUAUGAGUUUUUCAAUGAUUUAUAUCACAGGUUUUUAUUGACGAAUAAGGUGGAAAUGAAAUGUCUUUGUCUACAAGCAAUGGCCAUAGUUUAUGGUCGUUACUACGAAGACAUUGGACCUUUUUCUGAUACAAAAUACAUUGUUGGAAUGUUGGAACGUUGUUCCGAUAAAAUGGAACGCGACCGACUAGUGAUGUUUAUAAGCAAGCUCAUUCUUCAUAGAAGAAACGUAAAAGAUAUUUUGGAUCAAAAUGGUGUGCGGGUGCUCAUAGAUCUAUUAACUUUAGCUCAUUUACACACAUCCAGGGCUGUUGUUCCCACACAGACUAAUGUAAUAGAAGCUGGUCCCGAUCAAGAGCGUUCGGCGGAGAAAGAAUGGUAUUACAAUGAUGGCGAUAAACGAAAAGGACCACUUCGUUUGAAGGAUUUAAAGGAUCUCUACAUUUCGGGGAAGAUUACUUAUAAAACGAAAGUUUGGGCCCAAGCUUUAGACAGCUGGCGAAUCAUAGCACAAGUGCCGCAACUCAAGUGGACUUUGGUUGCUAAAGGAACUCCUGUGAUAAACGAAAGUGAAUUAGCCACUUUAAUUUUAAAUAUUUUGAUAAAAAUGUGCGAAUACUUUCCAAGUCGAGAUGUGGACAACGCAAUUAUCAGGCCCUUGCCUCACGUCAAACGAUUGUUGUCUGAUCCGCAGUGUUUGCCACAUUUAGUUCAACUCUUGCUGACAUUCGAUCCAGUUUUGGUUGAGAAAGUCGCCACCUUGCUUUGUGAAAUUUUAAAGGACAAUCCUGAAAUAUCAAAGAUUUACUUAACAGGUGUCUUUUAUUUUAUUCUCAUGUAUACUGGAUCCAAUGUUUUACCUGUCGCCAGAUUUUUGCAAUUGACACACACUAAGCAAGCGUUCAGAGGUGAUGACAAUACGCAAUCUGAUAUUAUGCAAAAAAGUAUUCUUGGACAGCUUUUACCAGACGCAAUGGUCAGCUAUUUGGAAAAUCACGGAGCAGAGAAAUUCGCUAAAAUAUUCUUAGGCGAUUUUGAUACGCCAGAGGCUAUCUGGAAUGCAGAAAUGCGGCGAAUGCUUAUUGAAAAAAUUGCUGCACAUAUUGCUGACUUUUCUCCAAGAUUAAGAAGUCACACUAUGGCGCGAUAUCAAUAUAUUGCUAUUCCUGCAAUUAGAUAUCCUCAAUUGGAGAAAGAAUUAUUUUGCCAAAUAUUUUAUUUGCGACAUCUUUGUGAUACUGUUAAAUUUCCUCAGUGGCCAAUUUCAAAACCUGUUAUGUUAUUAAAAGAUGUUCUUGAUACCUGGAAAAAAGAAGUUGAAAAAAAACCACCAAUUAUGACAAUUGAUGAAGCUUACAAAGUUCUUGGUUUGCAAAAUGGUAAACAACACAAUGAAGCGAUAGUUCGAAAAUCGUAUUAUAAAUUAGCGCAAAUGUAUCAUCCUGACAAAAAUCCUCAAGGACGAGACAAGUUUGAAGCUGUAAAUCAAGCUUAUGAAUUUCUAUGUAGUCGAAGUUGUUGGACAACAGACGGCCCAAAUCCCGAUAAUAUUGUUUUAAUUUUAAGAACGCAAAGUAUUCUAUUUCACCGAUAUAAAACAGAAUUGGAACCGUACAAGUAUGCCGGGUAUGGACAGAUUAUUACAACAAUACAAAUGGAAACUGCGGAUGAUCAAUUGUUUUCAAAGUCCACACCUUUAUUAUCAGCAGCAAGUGAACUUGUUUACCAUACGGUUAAUUGCUCGAAAUUAAACGCCGAAGAAUUAAGAAGAGAAAAUGGUUUAGAAGUUCUUCUAGAGGCUUACACGAGAUGUGUCUCAGUACUGAAUAAAUCGAGUAAACCUACUGAAGCUGCAGUUCAAGUUUGUAUACAUAUCACAAAAUGUUUCUCCGUCGCUGGAUCGUUCAGAGGAUGUAGGGAUAAAAUCAUCGAAUUACCUCAAUUGGUUAAAGAUCUAUGUAGAAUAUUACAAUUUAAGCACUUAAAGAAGUUAUGUUCAGUGACUACAGAUUGCAUUUCUUCUCUGGCUGCGGAUAGUAUACUUCAAAUGCAAUUGUUACAAUCUGGAGCGUUGUAUCACCUUCUUUUCUUUAUGUUCAAUUACGAUUACACAUUGGAAGAGGGAGGCGUGGAAAGAAAUGAAAAUGAUAAUUUGCAAGAAGUUUCAAAUAAUCUCGCAAAACUGGCUGUUAGAGCUUGUGCUCGAUUAGGUGGAUAUAUGAAAGGAGAAGAUGAAACGCCUGUCAAUCCAGUGACAGUGAUGACACUGGAAAAGUUGCUUACGCCUUAUUUAUCAAGACAACUGUCAAGCGAUAAACCAAAAGAAAUCCUGAAGACUCUAAACUCCAAUUGUUAUAAUCCAUACAUGAUUUGGGAUAACAGUACAAGAGCGGAAUUGAUUGAAUAUUUAAAAAGUCAACGACAAAAUAAAUUUGGUAGCAAGCCAAAUAUGCAACAUGACUUCAUUGAUCUUACGUAUAGCGCUCAUAAAAAUGAAUUGAUCAUAGGCGAAAUAUACGUUAAAAUUUACAAUGAACAACCUACAUUUCCCAUUGAGAAUUCAAAAGGUUUCACCAUUGAUUUGUUAGAGUUUUUAUCAAAAUAUUCGGAAUAUUUAAUUUCCCUUGAUGGAAUAACUUUAGCAGAAAAAGAUAACGAAAAAUUGAGGCACAUCGUAAUGUCUCUUGAGGGAUUGAAGAAUAUUAUUAAAAAUAAUCCUGACGUCGAAAUACAGUGCAUUGGACAUUUUAAAUUAUUAUUUCAACUUUUAAGUUGUAACAAUAAUAAUAAUAAUAAUUUUAAGGCGAUACAAAAAGGUGCCUUAGAAGUAAUUAUCAACGUUACGAAAAAUCAGGAGUGCGUUAAUGAUAUUGCAGCAAACGAUGUUGUAGUCCAUUUACUUUUGUGUCUAAAUACGUUGAAGGAUUCACAGCUCCAAAUUCUUGAAGCAUUGUAUGCUUUAAUGAGUACGACGAAGAUUGUGAAAGAUGCUUUAAAUAAAGGUGCUGUUAUAUACAUUCUCGAUUUAUUUUGCAAUUCAAAUAACGCACAAGUCCGUGAAGCUGCAGCAGAGUUACUUGCUAAAAUGUCUUCCGAUAAAUUAGCAGGUCCCAAAGUGAAAUUAGAUUUGUCCAAGUUCCUGCCACGAUUGUUUAGCGAAGCAAUUCGAGAUGCUCCAAAGCAAUGUGUCCAUAUGUUCGAGUCGAAGCAGGAAAAUCCGGAAUUAAUUUGGGACGAUCACUCCAAAAUAAAAGUGUCUAAAUUGAUUGCCGAAUUAAAGGAUGAACAUUAUAACAUCCAGAAGCGAAAUCCAAACGCAUUGCUGAAAUUGGCUGAUGCACAGAAUAAUGUAGACCCAGCUACGAAUGAGCCUGUUGUAGGAGGAGUUUACCUAAGAUUAUUUAUUGCUAGUCCAACGUGGGCUCUUAGAAAACCGAAAGAAUUUUUAAGUGAGCUUAUGGAAACAAUCUUAAAUUUAAUGUCCAGGGAAAAGACUGAUUCAGAUAUGCUAGAAUUAACAACUCAAGCUUUAGUAAAUCUAUUGCAAGCACAACCAAACUUAGCGGACCAAAUACCUUCCUUAGGUCACAUACCACGUUUAUGCCGACAAAUGUCAAUACGGAAUAAUCAGCCAUCCGUUUACAAAGCUGCAAUAUUAAUAUUACAUCAAUUAGCAAAUAGUGAGGUUUGCAUAUCAUCCAUUAGCCAAACGGAUUGUAUAAGUCCAUUGAAACAUGCAAUGCAAUCUAGAAAAGAUAUGAUUGCUAUUGUUUGUGAAACGUUAAAUAGGUUGUUUUUAACAAACGAGGAUCGCCUUAUUAAACAAGCUUUAGAAGCAGAUAUGGUACCUUAUCUUUUAAAUAUAUUGGAAGGAAAAACAGAAAUAUUUGAGAAUGUUGCCACCACAAGAGCGCAAAUUGUUAAAGCUUUGAAAGCAAUGGCCCAAAAUUUUUUGUUGGGGGAGAAAGUCAAUGAAAUUCUUGAAAAAUCUCCUGUUUGGGCAGAAUACAAAGACCAGAGACACGAUUUAUUUAUAUCAAGUGGACCAACAUUGUGCUAUCUUCCAGCUGGAACACCGAUGUCUGCCGGUUAUCUUACAGCAGGACCAAGUGCAGCAAUACCAUCUGGCCCACCACCUGUUGAAAAAGAAGAUAAUUCACUAAAUCGUAACGAUUUUUGACAUGUCUGAUUCAAAAAGUGAUGAGGAUUAACUACGUUUAUCUUGUAAAGAAAAUUUGAAAUUGUUUUUUACCGUGAUGUUAUAAAUAUUAAUUUACUCUAACAUUCAUUGUAUUAUGGGUUCGUUAUUGAAAUCUUGAAGUAGAGAGCUUUUAUUUAAUUGUACAUUGAAACUUUCAUGUCAAAUAAUCUCAUAUUUUACCCUUUUUAUAAUAAAAAAGUUAACAUAUUUUUUA
Molecule: messenger RNA, 7120 nt
Organism: Leptopilina heterotoma
Lineage: Eukaryota; Metazoa; Arthropoda; Insecta; Hymenoptera; Figitidae
Gene: Rme-8
Product: dnaJ homolog subfamily C member 13
Exons: 19
Coding region: 178-6885 (2235 amino acids)
Biological process (GO): receptor-mediated endocytosis; regulation of early endosome to late endosome transport; endosome organization
Cellular component (GO): endosome membrane
Molecular function (GO): protein binding
Source: RefSeq, a predicted model, not a curated record